AGCUUACCCCAGACAUCGAGACCAGACCUGCUGGAAGUUCGUCUGCCAAACCUUUGAUAAUGAUGUGACACUUCAUAUGAUCCCCAAUGUCUAUGAUCUUGAUGAUAUAUGGACUUUAGAUAAAAAAUGCCUGAGAGAUUUCCCUCCUACCCUUCCUUGUUACUUGAAUGUGACCUCAAUAGGUUUCCAAUACGUGCACUUUCCCUCCACUGUGGGACACUAUACCCAGUAAAGGUCCCUUCUGGCAUUCAAGGACAAAAAGCCACUGGAACCAGAAAACCUGACUCUUGAUCAGCCAUGCUUUUAGAGAAAGAUCAUGAUCAAAAGGAGGAAAUGUAAAAAUGAAUAAACAAAAAUCACAACUGGAAGUCAGGAGGCUAGAAAGGGGAGCUCUCACACCCUGUGACAACAGCAGAACCCAACAGGAAGAAGAAAGACUUCCUCCUCUUGCCUGAACAAAACUGAAUCAUGUUCCGGCUACUGACCUCCUGCUGGUCUCGCAGUAAGGAAACUGAAGAGACACGAAGGAGUGUGACCAUCAUCGUCAUUGGAUUGGACAACUCAGGCAAAAGUGUUCUUGUGGAGGCGAUCCAGAGACUGCUCCCCAGUAGGAUGGGCAGUUGUAUGAAAUCUGAACUGACCACACUCCUGCUGGAUGAUUAUGAAGUUUCCAUCUAUGACCUGAAUGGAGAUACGAAGGGUCAAGAAAUCUGGCCCAACUACUACGCGCAAGCACACGGGCUUGUUUUUGUCCUGGAUUCCAGUGACUUCAGCCGCAUGCCAGAAGUGAAGUUCAUCCUAACACGCCUGUUGUCUGAUGAAAGAGUGGCAGGAAAACCCAUCCUACUCCUGGCCAACAAGCAAGACAAGAAGGAUGCCCUCCUCCCUUGUGAUAUUAUUGAAUAUCUGCUGCUGGAAACACUAAUGAAUGAGAAAAAGUCCCCGUGCCGAGUGGAACCCUGUUCAGCCAUUAAAAACCUUCAAAGAAGGAACCAUCAGCCUGUAAUUGAAGGCCUGCGCUGGCUGUUAUCUGUUAUUGAGUAUAAACGUGAAGAGCAGCAUACUCGCCAACAGCCACCCCCAUCAAGCAUUCCAGCUUCCGGAAGUUUAGACGAAAGAUGCUCAUCAGAAAGUUUUGCUACCCAGAUGGGAAUGGCCAAAGGAAAAAGACCACAUCAAGAACAAUCCUCAAUGGAACCGAGGCCUCUAAAGCCAAUCCUACAGAAAGAAGAUAUAAGAGUAAGAGCUAAAAAGAACAUAUCAGUUACAUUUGCUUUAGAAGAACCCAUGGAGGAAGGUGAA
Molecule: messenger RNA, 1302 nt
Organism: Camelus dromedarius (Arabian camel)
Lineage: Eukaryota; Metazoa; Chordata; Mammalia; Artiodactyla; Camelidae
Gene: ARL13A
Product: ADP ribosylation factor like GTPase 13A
Exons: 8
Biological process (GO): receptor localization to non-motile cilium; non-motile cilium assembly
Cellular component (GO): non-motile cilium; motile cilium; ciliary membrane
Molecular function (GO): GTP binding; GTPase activity
Source: RefSeq, a predicted model, not a curated record